Messenger RNA from Pongo pygmaeus (Bornean orangutan), 1466 nucleotides. RefSeq names its product family with sequence similarity 181 member A (gene FAM181A). Lineage: Eukaryota; Metazoa; Chordata; Mammalia; Primates; Hominidae. The coding region runs from base 149 to 1027 and encodes 292 amino acids. The record is from RefSeq and is a predicted model, not a curated record. The transcript has 2 exons.
GGGUUGCACAACUGCUUCCAGCCGGACGGAGCUCGGCCGGCUGCGCCGGGGCCUGUCCCAGGUCAGCUCGGUGCCCUUCCUUGGAGCUGCCGGCCACCAGCAGAGCCUACCCUCUUCAUGGAAAGCCUCGUGCAGUGGCCCCCUGGUGAUGGCAUCCGACAGUGAUGUGAAGAUGCUGCUGAACUUCGUGAACCUGGCGUCCAGCGACAUCAAGGCAGCCCUGGAUAAGUCCGCACCCUGCCGCCGCUCCGUGGACCAUCGCAAGUACCUGCAGAAGCAGCUCAAGCGCUUCUCCCAGAAGUAUUCCCGGCUCCCGCGGGGCCUUCCGGGCAGAGCUGCUGAGCCCUACCUGAAAAGGGGGUCUGAGGACCGGCCCGGGAGGCUGCUCCUGGAUUUGGGCCCUGAUUCCAGCCCUGGUGGGGGUGGGGGCUGCAAGGAGAAGGCGCUGAGGAACCCCUACAGGGAGGAAUGUCUUGCUAAGGAGCAGCUCCCACAGGGGCAGCAUCCAGAAGCUGCCCAGCCUGGCCAGGUGCCCAUGAGGAAAAGACAGCUGCCUGCUUCCUUCUGGGAAGAGCCGAGGCCCACCCACAGCUACCAUGUGGGGCUGGAGGGGGGACUGGGCCCCAGGGAGGGACCUCCCUACGAGGGUAAGAAAAAUUGCAAGGGCUUGGAGCCCCUAGGGCCUGAGACUACCCCGGUGCCCAUGUCUCCAAGGGCCCUGGCUGAAAAGGAGCCGCUCAAGAUGCCUGGGGUCUCCCUGGUGGGCCGCGUCAAUGCCUGGAGUUGCUGCCCCUUCCAGUACCAUGGACAGCCCAUCUACCCGGGCCCUCUGGGGACCCUGCCUCAGAGUCCUGUCCCCAGCCUGGGCCUUUGGAGGAAGAGCCCAGCCUUUCCCGGGGAGCUGGCGCACCUCUGCAAGGAUGUGGACGGCCUGGGGCAGAAGGUAUGCAGGCCGGUGGUGCUGAAACCCAUCCCCACCAAGCCGGCUGUGCCCCCACCCAUCUUCAAUGUCUUUGGCUACCUCUAGCUGGGCCGAGAGGGCCUCAGCCCCCACCUCUGGCCUGCAGGAGUGUCGAGGUCCCCAAGGCGCUCUCCUGUGAGGAGGUGGCUGGGCCACAUUGUGGCCUCUUCUGUUUGUGUGCAUAUGGGAGUGGAGGGCAGGAUUGGGGUGGGGCUCCUCAGGCAGUCACCCUUCAGCCUUGCAGCCUUGGAAGCUGGGGGGCUGGACCUGGUUGGCCCCUCCCCAAGCAGGCCAGGGCCCAGCAGCUUGUCCCGCUGUCCCUGUGCAGACCAUGGGUGCUGGGAUGUUGCCCUUCCUUGCAGUCACCCCAGAAGCCAGAGUGACGCAUCUGUUCACCUGCCACUCACUCUGCGAGCCAAUCUCAGUCAUUGUUCUUGUUCUUCUUGUUCUUUGUAAAUAUUGAGAAAGUUAAAAGAAUAAAGAUAUUUCUUUUGGAGUUUCCAUA